AUUGGUGCUAUUGAGAGACAAGUCUUUGACUUCUUGGGGUUUAUGUGGGCCCCAAUUAUUGGUAAUUUCUUCACCAUAGCUUGUACAGUUAUAGGAUUAUUUGGGGCUUGUCAAUAUCGACCAAAAUUUAUCAUUGUAUUUACAGUAUGGAGUUUAUUAUGGUUAGGAUGGAACAUGUUUGUCAUUUGUCUAUAUUUAGAAGUGGGUGUUCUCAGCAGGACGAACAAUUUGUAUAUAUUAAAUAUUGGGACUAAAAAUAAAAGUUGGUGGUUGGAGCACGGAGUAGGAUGUCGUAUAACCAAUACGUCCUGGUUGGACGAGGGGUCGAGUGUAGACUCUAGUCGUCCCAUUCCACCAGAAGAGUUUGUAGAGGGCUGUAUGUUACAAUAUUAUUAUGUGGAAGUAAUACAUGCUGCAGCUCAAUGUCUUCUAUCUGUA
Lottia gigantea (owl limpet) is the source of this 438-nucleotide messenger RNA. RefSeq lists its product as hypothetical. NCBI's taxonomy places the organism in Eukaryota, Metazoa, Mollusca, Gastropoda, Lottiidae. The annotation marks the transcript as partial. Gene Ontology annotation, biological process: regulation of sodium ion transport. The transcript is spliced from 3 exons. The record is from RefSeq and is a predicted model, not a curated record.